Messenger RNA from Tyto alba (common barn owl), 8517 nucleotides. It is a transcript of the gene IL12RB2, whose product is annotated as interleukin 12 receptor subunit beta 2. NCBI's taxonomy places the organism in Eukaryota, Metazoa, Chordata, Aves, Strigiformes, Tytonidae. Gene Ontology annotation, cellular component: signaling receptor complex; membrane; external side of plasma membrane. Gene Ontology annotation, molecular function: cytokine receptor activity; cytokine binding. The record is from RefSeq and is a predicted model, not a curated record. Gene Ontology annotation, biological process: cytokine-mediated signaling pathway.
GCCGGAUGAAAAACUGCGGGGGUACGGAAAAGCCCCCCCUCUCCAUGCCCCCGCCCUCAGUGCCCUCACCAGGGGGUCCCGGGCUGCGGGGGGGCUGCGGGGCUCCAGGGGAGCAAAAUGCUAUUUGCAUGGAUUGUGCCUGCAGCAAUUUGGUUGUUGGUGUGCUUCACGGCAGAAGCCUGCAGUAAAGGCAGCGUGCCUGCUAGCGGGCCCCCCCGCGGCGCCGCAGAAAUAUGUGACAAAGGGACCAUGACUGCUGACACCGCUUCUCACGUCCAGCCUGGGACCAGCAUCACCCUCUCGUGCCAGCUGAACCCGCCGUACACCGAGCAGUGCAGGAUAGCCAUUUUCUUUAACAGCUCUGAACUAAUUAGCAAUUACGGCAGUUCAGCAAGCACCAAAUUCCUCGUCCAUACAUUCGGCAAGCACAUGUUUACCUGCAAAAUAGUUUGUGACUACAAGAAAAAACUCAUUUGUGGAAUCGAUAUCGAAUCUGGAAAUCCUCCAGAUGAGCCAAGAAAUGUGUCGUGUAUCCAGUAUGGGACAGAGGGCCAUCCCACCUGCACCUGGGACAAAGGAAGGCUCACGUACAUCAACACUACAUAUGCAAUACAGCUAUCGAAUGGGACGGAUGUCUUCUGCGUUCCAGAAGAAAGCCUGAAUAAGAAGUUUGGCUCGCUGGCUCUGAGCAAGUUGAGUUUUGACUCGACUUACACCGUUGUGGUUGCCGCCUCCAAUGAGCUAGGAAGUGCUUUUUCACAGCCGCUCGUCUUCAUGUUAAUAGACAUAGUGAAACCACAUCCUCCCAACUUUUUAGUGGAAUUUGAAAAUUCUUCUGUGACCAACUGCACCUUUUUACGGCACGACAAAGCACAAGCGCGGCACUGCAGGCUGAGAUACCGUCCACUUACCAGGCACACCUGGAGCACGGUUGAAAGCUUAAACAGUGCAAAAUGCUGUCUUUAUGGUCUGGAGCCUCACACAGCCUACGAGUUUCAGGUCAGCUGUAAAAUCCACCCCGAGCGAGGACUGUGGAGUGACUGGCGCACGUACCAAACCCGGACACCAGAAGCAGUGCCGACCGGGCUCCUGGAUGUCUGGUACCGACAGCAGGACGUGGACCCUCAACAGCAGAACAUCUCUCUUUUUUGGAAGGCUUUGAGCGGGUCGGAGGCGAGGGGCAGAAUCCUGCGGUACACGGUGACUUUUGAAGCCCGGGGCCCGCGGAGCCCCCCAGCAGGAGAAUCCCACGUUACCACCCAAACCAACCUCGCCAGGGUCAUGCCGAGGGUGGGCUACAAGAUAACGGUCACCGCCGAGAACUCAAGGGGCAGGUCCCCCCCCGCAGCCGUCGUGACCGGCGUGGGCACCCAGGAUCUUCCCCCUCCCCGGAGCGUCUCUGCCGUAGCCAUGGGAAACAGCAGCAUCUUCGUGAGCUGGCGGGCGCCCGUCGCAUCCAGCGGGUCGGUCAGCGGUUACGUGGUGGAGUGGGCAGAGCCCCAGCGGGGUCCGCGCCCCCAGCCCCGUCCCGCCUGGGUGAAGCUGCCGGCGUCCAGCCUGUCCACGCUGCUCGCAGAGCACAUAAAAGAUAACGUGUGCUAUCAGAUCGGCGUGUCUGCACUCUAUCGGGACAGAGCCGGAGAAGUGGCAUCAGUUAGGGGGUACUCGAGAGCAAAAGCACCAUCAGCUGGGCCCCAGAUGUAUGCAACACCGUGGGCAAACGGCAUCCUGGUUUCAUGGGAAGCGAUCCCCGCCCAGCACCAAAGGGGCUGCAUCACCGGGUACCGCGUGUACCUGCAGAGGAAGGACAGGCAGGUAGCCCCGGCUGUCUAUGCCAUUCCCAACGCGAGUGCCCAGCGCUCGCUGCACAUCCUGGCCCUGCAGCCCGGCGAGCACUAUGCCCUGUGGAUGACGGCAUCGACGGCCGCCGGAGAGGGGCCCUGGGGCAACACCGAGCUCUUCUGCUUGGAAGGUGCUGGGGACUGGUUGGCUGUUGUGCUUACCUGCAGCUUCUUCGUCAUCUCCGCCUGCAUGUGUUCCGUCCCUCCGGCAAGAAAACUAUUGCACGGGCUGCUCUCCGCCCUUGUGCCGCGGUGGCAGAGCAAAGCCAUUCCAGACCCAGCGAACGCGACGUGGGCUAAGGACUACCUGGCCAGGAAGGCCCAGCUGAGCUCGCCCUCCAGCCUGUUCCUGCACAGCCCCGCCGGCUUCGAAGAGCCUGAAAUAACCCAAGUAGAGGAAGCCUUGCUGAAGCCCGACCCCCCGGCCCCGCGGGCCAAGCUCUGGGGGGGCAGCGGGGACCAGGAGCAGCCCGAGUACCCGGCUCCCCCCAGCCCGGCAGACGGGGAGCGGUACCAGCAGCAGCUCCCCGACCUCUACAAGAGGAUAACGGCGGAGCAGACGCAGAGCCUCCCCGAGUACCUCACCAACCCCGUCACCCCCAGAGCCACCCUGUACCUCCCCCCGGCUGCGGGCCCCACCGGAGACCUCCCCGAAAUCGCGCGCGACCCGCUCUCCAUCCUCCCAACGAUUCUGACACCCGUACUUUCCUACGAAGGGAAUCUUACUUUGGACAAGUGACACGGGGGCUCCAGAGGGACAGGGCUGGCAGCUCAGGGCCAGCCUGCCCGCGCGGCUCGGCUCGGGGAAAGAGAAAUCCUCACCAGAAAUAAAAGCAACAGGCAGCGCGUGUACGCAGGAAGGCGAAUGGACUGGUGAGAAGAAUUUAAAUCAUUUAUUGAAGUAUUCUAAUUACAGCCUUGGAAGUCUGUGUUACACAUUUAAUGGCUUUGUUUACUGUAUGUGUAUUAUAUAUAUAUAUAAAUAAAGUGUUGGAAACCCAGAAUGUGUUUCCUGUUGGUUCUCUCUGGUCAAGCUCAAGUGCUACGCUGCAGCUACACACAGAAUAGUCUUUAAAAAUAAAAGCUGAAGCUUUGCUGCUAGAAAUGAGGUAGUCCAGAUUCAGAACUUACCUGGAGCAUCCUCCUCCCGCCCGGGAUCAGGCAGCUGCUGUCCAAGCUACACAAGCUUCUGGUUAGCAGCAUAAGCUGGUGAGGAAACCCCCCCACCCCGUGAUACCACCACGAAGGUGGCGAUGCCUCCACGAGGCUACGUGACCUGGCGAGGAAACAUCCCCCCCAAGUGUCUCCUUCCACAGCACCCCGGGAGGCACCCGCACGCCACGGCCACGGCUUUCCCCUCCGCCUUCCGCUCCCAGUGAGGAGCAAACCCGAAGCGCUGCAUUAGUGAGCUGUUGAUUUUUUUUCCCCCCUCCACUCCUGGUUUUUGUCCCAAACGUGGCCGGUUUAUCCUCUGGAGGCCCACGCAAUCCCACGCUCCCACACUCAAAGGUGCUGCAGGACGAGCCCUGUAACGACCGGGCACACACAGGCGGGCGGCAGGCAGGCUGGGCUCACCCACAUUACCCCCCCGCCUCGCCACGCUCUUCACUUCCACCCACACUGCAAAAACACCUCUGCAACAGGCACGAGUACACGAAGGGAGCUGUGUGCACCUUACGUUUUAAGCUUCUUUUUUUUUUUUUUUAGGAAUGUGAAAUUCAAGCCCUGGCACCAGCUCUCCUCGUGUUCAGCUUCCAGGUGACUCCUCCCUGCACUUCCCGCAAGCGAUGGCAAGCACCCUGGCUGUUCUCAAAGACCAACCUCUCCCGUCUUGUGUUUCUGUGUAUUGCCACCACGCCACCACCCUCAGCAAUGAUUUAGCUGUUAGCCCCCAGCCGCAGGCGUUCCCAGGAAGGAGACGUGUCCUGGUAAAGGCAGAGCAGCUCAGCUGAGCAGCCCGCGGGAUCCAGCACGCCGCUUGCUGCCAACUCCCCCCAAAAACCCCUCCAAAAAAACCCCCCCCGGGCUAUCUCCAGCAAGUGAAGCUGGGGCCAUGACAGCACGCGGCCUUCCUCCUGCAAACAGCUUCUUGGGGAUACGGAAAAUGAGGAACAGAAAGAGGCAGAAGGCAGCUACUGCCCAGGAGACUGUUUUCCCGAAGCGGAGAGCAAGGCGCCGAGGGGAAACGCUGCGGGAGGAGCUGGGGGAGCAGGGCCCCGGGGAGCAGCUCGGGUGUGCUGCAGGUUGGGAGCGCUCCACAGCCGUUCCCCCAGCGCCCCGGCACCCAGCCCGCCGCAGGACACUGCCCACAGCCUCGCCCAGGGGAUCCUUCACAUAAAAUCCCCGCUGCGGCAAAGCUCAUUCUUCCCGCCAGCGAACUCGGCGGUCACGGGGGGGGGGGAACGAGAAUACUCACCCAUACCGCCCAACCACGGGGGCAAGAGCCCACCACAUCCACAACCGCUGAAGGAAAAGGAUCCCCAGGCACUCCAGGCAAACCACACGACAGCCUCGAGAGAGGUGCACGUACUCGGGAAGACACGGCACCGUCUGCCCCACCACGGUGCCAACUCAAGCGCCGGCCGCUCCCCCCCCCCCUUCAAGAGGCGUGUCAAAGCUGGCAGCAUUUUUGAUCUGCAGGCUCCCAGAUAAAACCGCCUGCAAGGUGCUCCGCGGUGCAGCCCUACUUACGUAGUGACCACAAAUUUAGUUUGGGAGUUGUGCUUUGGGGUGAAUUUCAACCCUGGGGUUUGUUCGCGUCCUCGCUGCCACCUCCAAACCGGCUCAGGACCUCCACGCUCGAGGUCACAGCUCGGACACGGACGUGCUCCGAGGGAAGGUGCACCUCCACGUGAAAGCAGCUUUAAACAGCAGCCACCCCCCUUUAGCAUCUUCGAGCCUGACCGAGGUAACCAGCGGCCCGCUGUUAAAAGGAACUGCUGCGCAAAAAAAAAGCACUUAAGGAGCAACGGCCACCCCAUCCCGACGCGUUUCCCUCCUGCUCCGCACCGCUGCCCUGCAAGAGCCACACAAUCCCAGCCAGCCCGACCUCUAGGCGCUUCCUUAGGCCAGAAGCAAGUCUUCUCCUCGCCCUCCAUACAACAGGAAUCCUGCAGUUUGUUGAGGACAAACCCCCAACACAACCGGGCAGGCGCUAGUUCAAACUGCUGAACUGAAGGGCUGCAGCGAUCCCGUACCCGAUUCACCUCCGCGCCGCUCAGGGGAGAAUGAGCAAGUACAAUAAAGCCCCCUCACCUCUCGGUGUUCCGAGGACCUUCGUAGCAACAUCUCACGGGUGAAGACCAAACAGGUGAGUAGGGUCCCCAAACGAGUGCCGGCACCGGGCCGGCUCACCCCCUCACCCCGACGGGUUUUACGGCUGAAGACGCAUCAAGAGCCGCACGACUACCCAGAGCCCAGCCGCUGCGCGCAAGCGGCAGGAGCACCCCUCAACUCCUCACUGAUCUGAAGCUGGAAUCGGUGCUGAAAUAUGGGGAAGAACAACCCCCCCCAAAAAAAAAAAAAAACAAACCAAACCAAAUCCUGUAAGCCACUACUUGCUUUCUCUCUUCCAGAAAACGAAGUGACAGCAUGCUCCAACUCAUCUGUCCAACACCCGACCGCGGAGCUCGGGGAGCUCCAGUCCCAGAGAAGCCACACAGCCAGCCACAGCCCAGCUGCUAGGGAAACCCAAAGCUACCUUCCUUAGCGAGAGCUACGGCCUCCUCCUGCACCGCCCUUUUUCGUUGCUGUUAUUUCACCUGGGAAAACAACGCACGUAAGGCAGACAAACCUGGCACGGUGCCUGGGCGCUCCCCGCCUCCCAACGCGGCCACUCACGCUGCCAGCUACAUGGAAAACGCACCAGAUUUUCCUCUGCCAAAAACCACCUCUGGCAUUUUGCUUUUUGGGUCCAGCAGCUGGUUCCAAGGUUUGGUCUCCAGGCUGGUACACAAGACAUCUUCCCUCUGUGAGGACUGGUUUGGUGUCACUCAAAGGCAAACGUUCUGCUCCGGCUUGGGUCAGACAUCCGAGACAAGGGAACUCCAUUUUCGUGCUCUCCACACCCAAUCAGCAAAUCACCCUGGCAAGAGGAUUCUGGCUGGGAAUCACAGACAAACUGGUGCCUCAAGCUGGCUGCAGACAACCAAAUUAGAUACCUAUUAUCAAAGAAAGGUAUUUAAAAGAAAAAAAAAAAAAAAAAAGCAGCAGAGUGCACUAUUUUGUCAUUCAUCUAUUUCAGCAUAUUGACCUUCAACACACGGGACGACAGAACACCGGGGUGCCUUUUCUCCUCGCUCUUCAAUUCUCUAAAUUCCCCCAUGGGGCUUCCCAGAAAACCUGACUCCAAAAGAAACACCAGUAGGACAACCACCCAGGUUACACACACACACACACACACACACAGAAAGAUUUUCACACUUGGCUUUUCCAGCAGCGCAGCGGGGACUCACUGACCGGUGUCGGGGCAUCGGCGCUUGCUCAGGCUGUCACCUGGCACAGGCAGAGCAGGAGUACGAAAUGGAGGUGGCACGGCCCCUCGUAACCAUUUUAGAAAAGAAGCAGGUUAGCAAAUGCUGGAAGUGUCAGCUUUAGGCAUGUGUCCUGCGUUUAUUAAAACACGAGGCGUGGCUAUGCAAACCGAUCUCCACGGGCAGAGAGUCAUUACAGGUUAGGAGUGGUCUCAACUCCUCCAACUGCAAACACCACAGGUUCACACUGACUUCCAACGUUUCAGAAGAAUUUAUGUCCUUUCCCACACAGCUAACACUUGCAUUUAUUAAUCAGGCUUGUUUCCUCCCAGCAUCAGUGGCAUUCAAUCUGUAAGAUGAACUUUCAUGCUCAAACCUUGCCAUCGUUCCGUUCAAAAGCCAAUUUGCACCACGUGCUUCUCUGUUUCUCUCCAACUUUUACUGCUGACCAUCUUUUUCAAAUUGUUCAGAUUUUAAAAGGUCUCGUCCUCUGGAUUUGGCGUGACAGCAAAAGUAGCAAGCAAGAGGACAGAAAAUGUUACUGAAGAGCAAGCUCAUCAAUCGUGAAUAAGCUACUCUGGAGCCAUUUUCCCAAGGCAGAGCCCGUUCCUGGCGAUGGAAAUGCCUGGGCACCAUCCCCACAGCCAGACUGGACCUCCUGGGGCACAACCUACACGAGACGCUAUUAACCUAAGCGGUUCCAUCUCCGUGUGUUUUCAUGACAUUUUUAAAAGAGCAUGAAAAUAAACCUUUAUUUCAGUUAACACCCACCAAUAUUAAAGAUAUAUGUUCACAGUUUUAGUUCUUGACACAAAUGGACUGAAAGAGGCAAAUUUACAUCUAUCAGAAUAGCAGACGGACCAAUUGCGAGUACAAGCUGUCUUGAAAAUCGUACGUGACAUGCCAUUUGGGAAACUGCUCUAUGCUCUAAAGCAGGAGAAGGGAAAGCUUCUGACCAAGUCCGGCUAGCAGGGCCCCAAACGACUGCCUGGCUGGCCCAGAAGUCAUCUGGAAAAAAAAAAAAAAAGCUGAGUGGCAACCGAGACAGCAAAUACACAGUUUGGAUAAGGGGAGGAAGGUUUAUGUUACAGAGAAAGCUCUUCCAUAAGUGUGUUUUUUCUGCAUAUCGAGGCGUUUGUUGAGUUGUUAUUAUCCAAGGAGUCCCUAACGCUGGAACUGCAACACGUUCUACCAAACCACAAAGGGGGAGGGAAGAGGAACAACUCGGUGCUGGACCGGCAAGAGCCCCCACGCCCAGCACCUGUGUAAGAUCAGCUCAGAGUCAGGAGAAGCGAACCAAGAGAUCUUCCCAUCCACUGUUUGAAAACUUGCCUCCUUCUCACAGCCUGGUACUUUAAACUAUAGGCGAGUGCACUAAAAAGUGGAAUCCAAUGAUAUUAACAGUGGUUUGCAACAAAAACUUUUGUAGAAAAUAGUUCAGAUAAAGCAAGCCAGCUAAACACCGCAACUAAGGAGUCUGAUAUUUCAUAUUCAAAGGUCUCCAAUACUUUUUGCCUGUCCUGUACAGCUUUUAAAAAAAUAGGGCGUUACCUUUUGUUUUCUAUCUACCUAGUUACGAAACUACAAAUAUGUUAUAAGCUGUCCAACAUGUAAAACAUUAAAUAAAAUGAGAAACCUGUUUCUAGUCUCCUAACAAAUGCUGCAGAUAAAAACCCAAAGAAACCCUCUUUAUUACUCAUUCUCUCCACUCCUUUUGUGUACUGAAGGGGGGGGGGUAAUGUUCCUGUUCACAGGGAUUAAAUUAAACCUACAGCGAAUUUCUACCGGGGUAGAAAGGGUUUCUUGCAAUCGCUCUCUGAAAAAAGCAUUUUGUUUGUCAGCUAGCACUCAGAUCUCAGAACACCGCCCAAAUCCAGAGCGAAACUUGGACUGGGGUUUCGCUCUCGCAUCUUUUUUUGUUGUGUCGCGCAGAGAUUGCACCGUCCCCCAUGGGGAGCUGCGAGCCAGAGCUCCCUCCCUCCUGCAGGUUGUGGGUAUCUCCCGUACCGGCGUACUCGUGGCAAGAGACUGAGCUGCUGAAUUCCACGUCCCGGCCGGAGCCCGGCCAGAGCAACAGCUACCACCUUCCCCCACCUCCCAGCUCCGACAGCAGGAACGGUCACGCCAAUCUACAGGGUACCCUCUCAAAGCAAAAGCAUAGGGAAUUUAAAAACUCUUCUUUUUUUUUUUUUUUUUUUUUUUUU